This is a messenger RNA of Anisakis simplex (herring worm), 291 nucleotides long. The record is from the annotation of a GenBank genome assembly. Lineage: Eukaryota; Metazoa; Nematoda; Chromadorea; Rhabditida; Anisakidae.
AUGCUUCGACGAGCACUGUAUGAAUGUGAUGUAUUGGGUGUGCGCAUAGUGCGUUCGUUAUCGAGUGAUGCCAAAGUAAAGAAAGGCAAGAUGAGUGCUGAGGAUAUCGUCAAAAAGAAAACACCGAAAGGAAAAUUGGACGAUGUAAUGGAGAAACCCUAUGAAGACCCUUAUUUGCCACGUCAUCCAGGAGGUGUUAACCCGGUAACUGGUGAAAUUAAUGGUCCAGCCGGUCCUGAACCAACCAGAUACGGUGAUUGGGAACGCAAAGGACGUGUUUCAGACUUCUGA